GGCCUAAAACGUAUAUACCUUUGUAUUCUGGGAUCCUCUGCCUUGUGAUCCUUGUGAUUACAAGUACUUAAUCGCAAGUUCCUUUACGUCUGCUGGUAGAUUUACCAACAGGACAUGCAUUCUCAUGUUGUCAGUGGUGCAGGAGAUGUCCGAUAUGACUGUAAUUGUCAGGGAUUCUGAGGCAGCUGGCUUGUAGUAUGUUGGAACACCAUAAAUUUCAACAACAUUACCGAGACCCAUUCACAUUGACAUUCAAAUUGGAAUUCGCCAUCUUAAUAGUGUGAUACUGAGGUGACGUGACGUCAUUUCCAGGCGUGGUGGAGAUGGUUUUUUCAUAUUCAUCUAAGCGAUCUAGGCCGAGGUGAUAGGGAAGAAAUGUGUAGUUGUAAAUUAUUUAAUUUGUAAUCUAAUGGCGAAAUACAACAGGCUUUGUUAUUGCAGUAUUUACGUUCCCUUGAAGAUGUGUAAAGGAUCUUAUUCACGAGAAAGAGGAUGAGUGUCGAGGUUCAUAUUUGCCGAAGAAGAGAAACUUCAGCUACUGAUGUGCCUGACUGUGAUGGAAAUGUGACUCUAUAGUUUUCUGUUUUGUGCUUUGGUGUAGAUAUUAAUCUAAAUCAAGCAUGGCCUCUAAGAAUUUCUCUGUUUAUAUUUUUGGCGGAAAUGUUUGUUAAACCAGUUUAUAUUGUUAUAUGAAAGUAAUGGCAUUAACCACAGUUUGUGGUUUUUGGCAGGACCAGUGUUGUAACUAUAGGCUGUAUUUAUUCAGGGAUUAUGAUUCUUCAGUUGUGUUUAGGUGCUAGGACAAAGUGAUUUACAGUUCCUCAUAAUUGGUGAAAAUUCAAGUGAAACUCUUAAAAUGUCAUUCCUCAGCAACUUAAAGAAGGUUCUCCAUCUGGGUGGAGCCAAUGAAGCAAAGAAAAAGAAAGUGUUCAAUAAUAUUAAGAUGGACUGUAAUCCAGAGGAUUUCUGGGAAAUGGUUGGUGAACUAGGAGAUGGUGCAUUUGGAAAGGUUUAUAAGGCCCAGAACCUUCAAAAUGGCCGUUUUGCAGCGGCGAAGAUGUGUGCCCUUGAAGGUGAAGAUGAUCUCUCAGAUUUCAUGAUAGAAAUUGAUAUUCUUUCUGAAUGCAAGCAUCCAAAUAUAGUCGAUCUUCAUGAAGCAUUCUUCAAUGAUGGCAAACUUUGGAUGUUAAUUGAGUAUUGUGAUGGUGGUGCUUUGGACUCUAUAAUGGUGGAGCUUGAGAAACCAUUGACAGAGCCACAAAUUGCCUUUGUAUGUCAGCAAAUGUGCAAGGGGCUUGGGUUCCUACAUGAAAGCAAAGUGAUCCAUCGAGAUCUCAAAGCUGGAAAUGUCCUCCUCACUAUGUCUGGAGGAGUUAAACUAGCUGAUUUUGGUGUAUCUGCAAAAAAUAAAUUUACAUUGCAGAAGCAUGACACAUUUAUUGGGACACCAUAUUGGAUGGCUCCAGAAGUUGUUUUAUGUGAAACAUUUCGGGAUAAUCCAUAUGAUUUCAAGGUUGAUAUUUGGUCACUUGGAAUAACCUUAAUUGAAUUUGCUCAAAUGGAACCACCAAAUCAUGAAAUGUCGCCAAUGCGUGUACUGUUAAAGAUUCAGAAAUCAGAUCCUCCGAAACUGGAUCAGCCAUCCAAGUGGUCAAAGGACUUCAAUGACUUUAUUGCAAAGUGUCUUACCAAGGAUCCUAGUCAAAGGCCCACUGCAGAUGAUCUUCUAAAGCAUCCGUUUAUAAACUGUACAUUGGAUUCAAAACCAGUUCGGGAUUUGCUUCUUGAGUACAAAGCUGAGGUGGUGGAAGAAGAAUUAUUGGAUGAUGAAGCAGAGGAGCACCGCACGUCCCAGCUUCCCUUGGACCUGGACACUGGCGAAGAUGACUCAACCUCCCUCAAGAGUGACACUGAUAUGAAGAUGCCUGAGGUGGCAGCUCCGUCCGAGAUAAAGGAUGAGACUGAGGGUCUGAAGAGGGAAGCUGAGAAAGAGGUUGAUGUCAGUGAGAGAAAGAAGAGAAAGUGGGAAGAAGAAAAAGAUUCUAAUACUAGUGACAACAACAAAAUUGCAGUAACAAAGAAACUGUCUGAGGGUGCUGAGAAGCGAUCUUCACGUGAGAAAGGUCCUGCUCCUCCUCCGCCCAUAAUUGUUGCCAAAAUUGAGGAACCAGGGACAUUGGUGCCAGAUGAUUCUGGCUCCUCAUCUUCCCCAGACAGGACAUUGGUGACUGAAUCGUCAGAAUCUCUCUUCAACCCUGAACUGUCCUCUGUCCAACCUGAAUCAGGCAAGCAGCCCUCCAAUCAGCAGGAAUUUUCAUUACCAGUGUUGCCUAUAAAUGGUACCGCUCCAGCAACUUCUGUAAUCCGUCCCAGCCUUGGCAGGCAUUCCUCUUGGGAAGAAGGAGGUGACAAAGAAAGUAAAGUUGAACUAUCAGCCACAAAGACAUAUGAUAGGAAAGAUAACUCAGUGACACCACUGGACAAGCCAAACAUAGCACUAGUUACAACACCACCAGAUGAUAAACCAGUUGAAGUGGCAAGCAGUGCAUCUGGAGACAUUACAAUAUUUUCAGGUACAGUAGGUUCACCACUGACUGAUUCAGCAUUUGUGGAACCUAAGUUAAACAAGUCCACAGUAACUAUCACAACUGAUUUGCGUGAAGAUAUGAACUCAUCUGCUUUGUCUGGUAAUGUAACACAAGUGACAGUGGUGACAACACAUCCCCCUGUUCUUUUACCCCCAGUGGACAGCUCUAUCUCACUAAAGCCCCACUCUGAGACUUCCACAACUUCCCCCACAGUGACUGUGACAUCUGCUGGGGACAAGGGUAGUGAAGUGGUUAUUGUGGCCAAUGAAACAAAUAAAACGCAGAUCAAUGAAUCAUCAACAGAUGAUGACCAGUACCAGUCACUGGAUUCUCUCGAGUAUAGUUCAGAGACUCAAGAUCGGCCAAUAAAUAUUGUUAAGGGGAAGAAACUGGAUGAGAGUGAGGUCCUUAUUGUCAGUCCGAGUUUUGUCGACAUGGAUGAUGGAGAUGGCCUGGGACUAACGCAUCUGGACCCAGCACUGGAGGAUUCUACAGCAGACUAUGAUGAAGCUGUAGAUUUUGAGCAGUUGCAGGACACAAGUCACGUUUCUGUUGUGACAGUUGGAGAAGAGAAGGAACAUGUAAAAGAUUCUGCUUCUGUGGAUGGUACUGACACUAAAACACCUGGUUCACAUGGUGAUGGGCGGAGCAGCAAGAGUGAUUCUGGUACUGAGGAUGACUCUGUUCGAACAUCAAUCCUAGUAGAAGGCAUGGCACUUGGUGCAACGGAUGUUGACCGGUUCACUGAAAUCAGGAGGCUGAAUGGGGAAGUGACUGAGCCAUUACGGCAGGACAGUGAGGAGGUGUUGAUUGUUGUAAAUAACUCCACCAAUGUACAAAGAAGGGGUAAGGAGAAAAUAGAUCACACUCCAGUCCCCAUGAAGGAGAAAUGCUCGUCACCUGAAUACUAUGAGAGCUCAACAUCUCAUUCUGAGAGUGGGUCCACAAGAAGUAGUGGUCAGAGAACUCCACCUUCAUCACUAAGCAAAGCUAUUGAUAGAUCUGAUGCUGAGAGUGUGUCAACCACCAUCAGUCAGGACAGCCGAGGAAGUAAUAAGGAGAACAGGCAAGGUCGAGAAUCUCGAAACUCACGGGAUUUAGAUGAAGAAGUUGUGUUGCGACGCAAACCAGAAUAUAAUAGGGAAGUAAAUCGCAGUGGCCGUACUAAAGAAGAUAUUCAGAUGAUGAACCUUAAGAAGAAAACUCGCAAAAGAACCCGCAAGUUUGAAAUUGAUGGUGUUGUAGUAACAACCACCACUAGCAAAGUUAUUUAUGGUGAUGAAGAAAAUGGAAAGGUGUAUGAUGACCACAUAUUCAGGAAGCAAGAACUCAGGGAAUUGAAGAUGCUGCAGAAACAAGAACAGAAACAGUUUCAAGAUCUGUCAUUCAAAGCACAGUUUGCGAAAGACCAGCAGGACAAGCGGUUUGAGCAAGAGAAAAUGACUUUGUUACGAACUUAUGAAUCAGAUCUUGAUACGUUAGUUCGGCAGCAAAGGCAGCAAGUUGAGAAGGCAGAGAUGCAGCAGGAGGCAGACUUACGUGUGUCUUCAAAGAAGAUACGUGCAGAGCAGGAAAGGGAGCUGAAACAGUUCCGAGAUGGUCUUAAGCAGGAACUACGCUUGCUGAAACAAGAAGUUGAUCUCAUGCCAAAGGAAAAGCGCAAGAACAUUUUCAGGGUUAGAAAGGAGAAAUUGGAGGCUGAUCAUGAAGAAAGAGAAAAACUAUUUCUGGAGAAGCUUAAUGAGAACCAUGAAUCUUCUCUGCGACGACUGAGUGACACCCACAGAGAGAAAAUAGCUCUUAUGGAACGGCAGUUCCUGCAACAGAAACAACAGUUAAUGCGCGCAAGAGAAGCAGCCCUGUGGGAGUUGGAAGAAAGACAAAUACAUGAGAAGCAACAGCUUGCCAAGAGACAGCUGAAGGAUAUCUUUUUCCUACAGAGGCACCAGAUGCUGAUCCGCCAUGAAAAAGAACUGGAACAAAUUAAACGUAUGAACCAGCGGAAGGAGGAGGAGCUUAUAAAACGACAAGCAGUUGAGAAGCGUGCUCUUCCAAAGCGAAUUCGUACUGAAAUGAAAGCUCGAGAGAUGAUGUUUCGUGAGUCAAUGCGUAUUAGCAUGGCUUCUCCACCUGAUCCAGAUGAGGAGAGGGAGAAGCUUAAGAAAUUUCAAGAAAAUGAGAAGAAACGUUACCGGGCAGAGCAAACACGGUUUGAGGUGAAGCAUGCACGCCAACUUGAGGAACUUCGUGCAACAUCUGAAGCAACUAUCAAAGAAUUGGAACAGCUUCAGAAUGAGAAGCGCAAGAUGCUAAUGGAACAUGAGACCAUGAAACUGAAGGAACAGGAAGAGGCUUACAGCCGUGAGUUGAAGGAAUGGAAGGGUCAGCUGAAACCUCGCAAGCAGAGAUUAGAAGAACAGUUUGCACAGCAGUUAGAAGAUCAGGAGCAGGUGUUUGGGCCAUCACCACCACUGCCAGCUGAUCUGCCAGACCUACCAGUCCAUGAUCGUACCCAUCACAUAGGAUCAACCCGUAGCAGCCUCUCUUCUGUGUCAGAAGGCUGAUGGGUAGUUUUUGUCUGCCACUUAUGACCUAUAUAUCAUGGCCUCUUCACGUGCCCUGGCCUGUGAUACAUAGCAUACAAGUUGGUGCAAGAAGACUCAUCCAUGUCAAGAAAUUGGCUGCCAGUGAGAAAGUGGCCCAUAAACCCAAUAAGUUAUGAAUUGGCUGUGUUCUAAAGACAUUCUUUCAUCAGCAGUUCCUGUAUGUCGUAUUGUUCAUACAUUAGAUUGCUCAUGUAAUUUUAUUUUUUUCUCAGUUCCACUUUAUAAUACGGAUUUUUAAACAUGCAGUCCAGCUUUGUUGCCCCCAUUUAAUGUGCUUCAGCACAUUCUCUUACUGCUAUAUUGUGUAUUAACACAUUCACUGCCAGGCAUUUAAAGAGCCAUUUCCACAUUGCUGUGAAGAAAUUUGCGUAACUAAAAAUCUGAUGUGUAGAUUUUAAUUACAUUUAGCCAUUUCCUGGUAUAGAGCAUCCUUGAAAUUGGAACAUGUACAUUUUGUUUCACUCCUGAUAUUCUUCUUGCAUAUUCUGUAGUCUCUUUGGAUUAGUUUUCUUCAUUGUUGGUGGUAUCUUGGUUAAUCUAUGGUUUACUGAUUUCCCAUGUAAUCUUCUGUUGGUAUCCUUCACUGGAGCUCUGUUUUGGUAGCUUACGUGACCUUGUUCAUAGAUACAGGUUCCAAACUGAUUGACCAAAUCUGUCAAAUAUUUAUAUAUGUAUAUGGGGAAAUAACUUCUUCUGUGACAUCUGGAAGGAAGUCUAGUCACCUUUUGCAUCGUGUCAUGCAUCUUCAGGGGUUUCAAGGUUUCAUUAUCUUUUUAGGCUAUCAUAGGGUCAUAUUGCUGCAAUAAGACUGAAAUUUGUUUAAAUCAAUAUCUGGAUUAACUUUACGCUGUUAUAAAAUUUGUUUGUGUGGGUAUGGUGUCUUUAUGUUCAUAUACAGAGCGUUCAAUCAUCGAGGAAACCGGGGGAGCAGCAUGAGUCAGAUACAACCUUACUCACAGAUUGCUGCUGUAACUGCUGAUAACAGAAUGAGUCAUCAGCGCUGAUAAACGCUUUUCACUAUAUAAUGGAACUUGCUGUAUAGCGUGAGGAUUUUACAUGCAUAAUUAGUUCAAUUGCUGUGGAUCAACUUUAGAAAGUGUCGCAUAAUUUAUUUAUGCAAGCAGAAGGGGUCACUUCCAACACCUGUUAUAACGCAUGGUAAGUUUGCUAUCUUUUUACAGUAUUCCUAUAAAUGUUUGGAUGUACAGAAACUGAUGUGAGGGAAUCAGUGACACAAUUGCACUCUCACUAGCAGGGAAGGGUACAGUGGUCACGGAGAAAUGAUUCAUCCACUAUAUACUAGCGAGAGUGUGUGCGUUUAUCAGCGCUGAUGACUCAUUCCGCUAUCAGCAGUUACAGCUGCAAUCUGUGAGAAAUUUAUCUGAUCAGUGCUGCUCCCCUGGUUUCCUCGAUGGUUGAACGCACUGUAGUUUGAGCAGGUUGAUCUUAUAGAGGAUCACUAACACCAUCAUGAAUAUAUAGAUUACACACACCUUAGAGCACCCUAAUAGACUAAUUAUAUCAUAAUCCCAUUGUUUUCAAGCCUGCCAAGAUUGCACACCUGAAAAAUAUCAGUGGCUUUUUCAUUUCAGUUUGCUUUUGUCAGUGCCCAAUUUUUAUGAUGGAUUGUACACUGUCUUGAAGAGUGUAGAAGUGUGCUCAAGCAAAGGUCUUAUGUUGCAAAGUUUGCCUUCCUUGCAUUUGUUUUUAUCACUGAAAUCAUGAAGUUGUGACAUAGAAUAUUGGUGUUGCCAGUAUUCUUCACUCUUCUUCACAAUUAUACAUUUCUUUAUAAUUCCAGUGAGGAUCCACAGUUUAUGAGUUUUUUUCAAUCAAGUUGAUGUGAUGAAACUGUGUUAAGCUUAAAAUCUUGCCAGGUUUCAGAAACUUAUCUGCACAAGAGUUCGUUUCUCCAUGAACUGUCAUGAGAAGAUCAGUGUGUAAAAAAGACUUUGAACUAUUCUGCACUUUAUGAAACAUUGUCAGUGUAAAUUUCCUGCCAGUAUAUGCAGUGAAUGGACAUGUAGGGUGGAUAGGUGGUUGUCUGCAUGUGCACACAAUGAUGAAACUGUACCAGUUUUGGCAGUGAAUGUAUUAAUAGUUGAGACAAAGUUAGCACCUUUUGUAUGAUUUUAUGUCUGAGAAUAGUGAAGUUAAUUGACCCUUCAUAAUUCUGUCAACAAAAUACAGUGUCAUGUUUCUGCUGCUGUUGGAUGAUUCACGGUCCCUCCAUUUCCAGUAAAGACAGACUUCAGUUAACUAGAGGCAUUCACAUGAAAUUUUAAGAUCAUUCAGAUUUUGCGAGCUCCCAUAUUUAAAUUUUCUAGGCAUUUAGUAUUUUCCAAAUGUUUUCUGCCUGAUAAAGAAUUUUUCAAACAGGUCCUCCCACCCUUUAGACUUUUAGUUUCUUACAUAUUUUGUUCUGCACAGAGCAUGUAAAGUGAAUGAAUAAUGAGCUAUUAUGUCUGUCAGUCCAUGCAUCCAUCCAUUUAAUCUUCAGAACUGCUUAGUAAUGUGACAAAUUUUAUUUGAACGAAUGUAACCUGUACUGUAUGAAGUUCAGACUUGACUAAAUUGCUUAGAAAGAGAACUUUCUGAAACCGUUUUUCUCUAUAUUGUGUAUUUAACAAAAUAUAUAGAAAAAUAACUUGUUUCUCUGGUUAUUGUAACAUGUCUAACUUUGUGAACAACAAAAAUUACAGCUCUUUAUGAUGCAUUAUCUAUAUUGCUGGUUAGAUCUGCAAUAAAUGAACAGCUAGACAAAUGUCAUAUACACAACCACAAAGAUCACACUUGAAAAAUGCCCCCCCCCCAACCAAAAAAGGAGAAUGUAUGGUCAAAAUAUAAUAUGGAAAGAAAAAUAUAAAUACAAACAAAGAAGUCAAUUCUCAAUGGUUCUGAUUAUAAUACAUAACACCAAGGCUCACUGGGUUCCUUGACUUCGUCCAUCAUCUAAUAUUCUUAAAGAACAUGUUCCAUAAAUUGGACGUUUCCAUCCAAAAGUUAAAGGAUGGGGAAGCAGCUAGAGAUUAGCUCUAUGUAACAAACCCAACUGAGAAGUGCCUCCCACCUUCUGCUAGAUGAUGGGAACAGAUCCAGUUCCCAAAGUGUGUUGCUUUAAAUAUUAGAGGAUGGUUGAAGUCUUAUAAAUUCAGUAAACCCAACAGAAAAGAAGCAAGCAAUUCAGUCACACAGUUACUCGUAGUAGUUUAUAGAAGUUUGCUCAUAAAAGGGGCAAGAUUGGUAUAAGUACAUUGUUUUAUACACGCUCUUUAAGAGAGAACAGUAAUGCAGAAACUGCAGUUUUAGUUCCAGAACUGGAUAGUACUGUGGUAUUGUGAAGUAGCAUUACAUUAAAAGGAGAAUUUAUUCACAAACUGAACUAUAAUUGUGAUCUUAGUUUCCUGGAGACAGCAUUAUGAUACACAACCAAAAUAGAAUUACCAGCUUCAAAUAAAACAGUCUGUAACAUGAUCUAAGUUUGAUAUAAAAUGUGCCAGGUUCAUCAUAAAACUUUUUUGAUGGAAUUAUGGUUGUUGCUUGUUUUGUGUGGACAGUUACACUUAAGACUUCUUCCCUCUUUACCUGCAUUUAUCAUUCCUAGAUCAGUUCGUUUAAAACUUUUAUAUCUUCAUUAACAACAGUUUGUAGAAUUUUAGUACAUUUGCUUUUCAUUUAUUUUAAAAUUUUUUGGAGAGUUUGUAUGUCAUUAAAUGUGAAAAUAGUGUUUAAUGCUGGGUUGUGAAAUGGCACAUAAUAUAAAUAUUUACAUUUGCCCAGUAAUUUAUUUUGGCUCUUAAUUUAACUAGUAGCCUUGUAAUUUUUUUUACUUGACCACUCUCCAUAGUUAAUAAUGUCAGGAGUAAGAACAUGUUGUUUACUCUCAUUUGAAUUGCUUCCCUUUUCUAAAAAUGGUCAGAAAAUGCAGUUUUAGUCAUUUGCUAAAAGAAAUAGAGAACAGUAUUUGAGAAACCAGUAUUUUGAUGUUAUAAUGGACUUCUGUUGAACAGUCUCUUUCAAACCAGAUAAAUGAAGUGCAACAUGAACACUGUUCACUUCUGACGCAUGUUUUAGACCAUCCUAUUGGUGUGCAACAUGUGACAACAAUCAGCCCUGCUCUCAGGUAUUAUCAAUUGGAAUUGGAACAUGAUUAAAUUCAUAUGGACAUUAAACUUUUCUGGGAUACAGAAGACUGUACACAAGAGUGAAGUCAACAGUAGAGCACAGGAAAUUGUAUCCCAGUUGUCACUUUCCAGCUUACUGACUUCUCAUAAGUGAAGCUAUAGUAAAUAAUAUUGAAUAUAUAUUAUUUUAUGUACUAAGUUUAUAUUGAACAUUAUUGUUAUCUGCUAUUCUUACUGUUUCUUUCUAUCAAAAUAUGAACUAUAGAAAGUGUAUUAAGUCUUUCCAUGAGUGUCAGUCCAUGACUCAUAUCCCUUGAAAACAUAAAUCAGUGAGAAAACUUAACACAAUGCAUUUGUAUGCAAGAACAAGCUGUAGCAUUAAAAGGGUUCAAAUUAAAAGUGUAGCACUCUUUAUAUAUGACACUAGAUUCCAUGUUAAUUUUUCUUUAAUAUUUUUAGCUUGACCAUUCUGUAUACAUUGGCUUGUAUGGAGAAAGGGAGGACAUGUUCUCUUCCUGAAUGGUGCACACCUUUAAAAUUAUGAUGCUGUUAGUAUAAAGUUGUAUAUUUGCUUAUUUGUUAGUCAGACUGAGUAUAUGUGUGUAUAUGAAUGAUCAUCUGGUAUGAAGCUUCAUAUGUACAUAAAUAUUAUACCUAGAUUUAUAUGCACACAUUGAUAUAUGUAUAUACACUGCAACAUUUGAAGAAAUGUAGUAAAAUAGUUUUAAAAUGAAUGUUUGAGUCUGGAAGUAAUCCAGGAAAAGUUGAACUGAAGACUUUAGUUUGAAGUCAUUGAAAGUUUGCCAAUCAUUUGCUCAGUUAAAAGGAAAAUAAUAAUAAUAAAAGUAAACUAAAAUAAAUGAUUUAGAUGGCUAUUCUGUAUGAAUUUUAUUAUAAAAAGAUGUGACAUUUGGAUUUAUUUUCUUGUCUGGAGUGGUUCUGACACAAUGGAACCAAGCUUGGUACUCACUUGUGCAAGUUUCAUGCAUAUGUUCAUAUAUAAAACAUUUUUCAUUUUCAUUUUCACUUGUGUACUUGCCAUUGUCCUGACAAGUUAAACUUUAAAAGAUGCAUUUGUUAUGUAUAUGUAGAUUAUUACUUUUAUAUUACUCAAUUACAUGUUUUCAGCAUUAUGUCCCCCCGCCCACAACUGUGAACUUAAAUGGUUUGCAUAUUUUUCUGUAGUUUGCGGAAGGCACCUUGUCAGCUUCAUACAUCUUACAAAAUUCUUUGUUGUGCCACAUCAAUUCAUUACUCAGAAAGGAAUUUACAGAGGCUCAGAAUUUAUAAUAACUGGAAUAAGGUGUGUUACUGUUUUUGUGGUUAUUGUUUAACCAUUUCCUCGUUUUAGACAUGAUCAGUCGUGUAUAUUGUGAACACCAGUUUCAGUAUCAGUUAGGUAUGCUAUUCUAGUGUUGCAUCAUGUUUUAUAUUCUGUUGUCUCUGGAUGAGUGUUUAGAUCAUUUGGCAAUAGUACCCAUCCUUGUGUGUUGUUUACAUAGAGGGAUUCAUUCAACAAACAGUUCCACAACUAAAACAGGGGCUUUUCUGCAUGCUUCCUGCAGUCAGUACAAGGUCUGAGUGAGAGCCGUGGAACUUCUGUGUUUUAAUUACAGAACAAAAACCUUAAAGCCAGCUUGGCAGUGUAUUUAAUCUGUCUGUUUUGACUGUUGAAAUAUUUGAAGAAUGAUCCCCACUCUAUAAUUACUAUUAACAUUUAUAUGUCUGAUCUGGCACAAUUCCUUCACCUGAAGAGGAAUCUAGCCCCAGAGUGAAUCUUUCCCAUACUCCUGGAAAAAUGUGUUAAGCAAACCCACAAGUGGACCAGUAAAAAGGACAUAGAAUUGGGAGCGGGUAAGGUAAUUGCUUAUCCAGUAAUAUUUAUGUUAUGUAUUUUGUAACAUACAAUAAAAUAGUUGUGUAUUAAGUUCUAGUUGGCAAUUCUGUAUUGCUAACCUGUAUUUGUUAAUAUUCUGUUGCCCACAAACUUACGUAGUUUGUAUUUCAGUCAUUAUUAAUAAAUUAAGAUGAUAGUA
Molecule: messenger RNA, 11354 nt
Organism: Cryptotermes secundus
Lineage: Eukaryota; Metazoa; Arthropoda; Insecta; Blattodea; Kalotermitidae
Gene: Slik
Product: serine/threonine-protein kinase 10
Exons: 24
Coding region: 857-5152 (1431 amino acids)
Biological process (GO): protein phosphorylation
Molecular function (GO): protein serine/threonine kinase activity; ATP binding
Source: RefSeq, a predicted model, not a curated record